This is a messenger RNA of Tigriopus californicus, 1671 nucleotides long. RefSeq lists its product as uncharacterized. Bases 211 to 1596 code for a protein of 461 amino acids. The transcript has 4 exons. The record is from RefSeq and is a predicted model, not a curated record. Lineage: Eukaryota; Metazoa; Arthropoda; Copepoda; Harpacticoida; Harpacticidae.
AAGUCAUCCAGCCUUAUUCCUACCAUUCUAUCAUUCCUGACUGAGCGACCGAGGGACCGAGUGACUGCCUGAGUGAGUCCGGGACUCGACCGCCGCCUUGCCAAUCAGUGAGCUCGUCCUGGCCAGAUUGGAGUGAAAGUGGAGGCUGACUGACCCCGGACUCGACUGACUCGGAAGAGCAUUCGGAGGCUCUUGUUGUUACUAGCAGCCAUGGGAUCCAAGAAGAAGCAUAAUCCGCCUUGGACCACUCCCGAGGUUGAGGCCGUGGAGGCCUUUGACCGCUUGCGACGAUUGGUAGCCUUGGAUCCGGCUUUGGGCUGCUCAAAUACCACGGAAACACCGUAUUGCGCGCGAGCUCGACGUAAAUUUACAUGUUUCGUGUGUCACGAGGAUCAAGUUCAUGCGGCACGGGCCGUGGAACACGCCCGCACGGUCCACGCCACCAGUCGGUCCCCGGUCCAGGCCACGGGUGCCGUGAGGACCAGCCGUUGCGCGCUCUGUCCCAUUUGCGGGCUGCGACUUCCGUCGGAUGUGGCGCUGUGGAUGCAUUUGAUGGCGGAACGGGUGUACGCCACGUGUGAGUCUUGCCAAGUGGAGUUCGAGGAUGCGGAGGAUGAGGCCAUUCACAUUUGUGCCCGGUUGCCGGAGAUUGAACCUGAGCCGAGCAAAGUCUUUCUGUGCCCGAUUGGUUGUGCGGCUACACGAAAAUUCGACCAAGAUGGCAUUCUGCGUCAUCUGAUAACCCUCCACGGGUGCGCGGUCACGGAUAUUGUCUUUGACAUGGACGUUCUGUCACUUAAGCUCAAAAUGACUUCCUACGUGACGUGCCCGAUCUGCCGUAUCACAUUGAAUGGCAGUCAACCUAAUUUGGACCCGCAUCUCAUGUUCCAUUGUCAAGGACGAGGGGAGCUACAAAGAGAACUCAUACGCAGCAUCUCGGAUUUCGCCAAAGAGGUGAAUAUUGACCCGGACCUCUUGAUCCGAUUGGAGAUGGAGUCGUACCUGCAAGAUUGGCUCGUGAACUUAGCCCAAACGUCUUCCGAUCAUUUACAUAUUCCCACGGACCUGGUCAACACCACGGCUCGAUCUCAUUUACGGCGAAGUAUCCGCCGAGAUUCCAACUACGACGAAUUGCCCGAGAAUUUCUACCAGAAUUUAUUUGCCCAGUUGCCCGAGGCUCUGAAACUGACAGAUCUCCUAGACAAGAACACCAAAGACGACUUUCCGUUCCUCAUGCAGUUGUGGAACCUUCAAAUUGAGCGGUCGUACCGUAAUGAGGCCCGUUUAAUCCAAGUGUCCGCCGAGCUCUAUCGCGAUCUCAGGCGAAAAAGCCUGCUUGAGAAAAAAUCUGCCUCUUGGCCCCAGGCUCAUCAUUCAACCUCCAUCCUCCAAGACACGGACAUGCCCAAUAGAGAGGUUUUGGAACGUCUCGAAAAAGAUCUUGGCUUCAACCUUGUCACUAGGAACGACGAGCUUGCAUUGAAAGAGAACGGUCACGCUCAAGGUUUGUCCGUUCUUGAAGAACUCUAUUACGAUGAUCAGGGGGCGGCCAAGAAUGCAAUAAUCCGCUCUGAUCAUGCCGCCAAAAAAAUGUAGCCAAUUCGUAUGUUACUCCCAUUCUACAAACACAUUAUAGUUAUCAAUUUUAUUACAACAGAGAAGCACCUGGAA